AUGAAUCAAAAAGUAGAUCUGUGCAUCUUGUGUGCUUUUGAGUGGGAGAAUGGAGAAAAGCCCUUACAAGGCUUAGCCGCUUGUCUUGUGGAAAGUGGUGAGGUAUGCUUUUUUUUUAAAGGUGAAGUUACAGUGCAAACUGGAGAUCUGUUGCCGUGUAGGAUCUGUGGGAGGACUUUCUUUCCAGCAGCACUGAAAAAACAUGGACCCAUUUGCCAAAAAACUUCUGCCAAGAAAAGGAAGACAUUUGAUUCCAGCCGUCAGAGAGCGGAAGGAACUGACAUUCCCACAGUAAAACCUCUUAAGCCACGGCCAGAGCCCCCCAAAAAACCAUCCAAUUGGAGACGAAAGCAUGAAGAAUUUAUAGCAGCUAUACGAGCAGCCAAAGGGCUUAAUCUUAAAGAUGGAAAGCUUCCUCCACCACCUCCACCAUCGUAUGAUCCUGAUUACAUUCAAUGUCCAUAUUGCCAGAGGAGAUUUAAUGAAAAUGCAGCUGAAAGACACAUCAAUUUCUGUAAGGAACAAGCAGCGCGCAUUACUAAUAAGGGGAAAAUGGCUGCUGAUACGAAAGGGAAGCUUCCUACUCGAACACAGUAUAAACCUGCUGCAGUGAAGAAGAUGCCUUCUACAGGAUCAGCUCCAUCACCAUCAUCAUCACGCUUGCCACAGCCAAGCAGUGCUAGCAAAACUGUUGGAGGUGUCUCUUCAAGUAAAGCACUAUCUUCAUCUGGGUCUGGAGGGAGCAAAAUUCAAACACUAUCACCAGCUCAUAAAAACUCGCUGGGAAUGGUGAACCCACAGGCAGGUAAGAUGGACAAGUUAGGCCCACCUCUGCGAACUGGAAGAGAUGUGCAAAGGUUGUAUGACACUGAUAGAAAAACAGACAGUACCGUCAAAAGACCAAAUGAGUUGUUGCCUAUUAAGAAAGGUACAACAAAAACACGGACUUCAACCCCUCCUAGUGUGGCAAGAGCCAUGAGCACUGGGGCUUUAACAAACAAGAGAAAAACUAGUAAUUCAGAAAAUUAUUCAAGGUCUGAAAGUAAAAUUGGGUAUGAUAGUGGAGACCACCCAUCCUCAGUCAAUGGCGGGAGCUCAAAGAGCAGCGAGGGAAAUUCACCUGUUCACUUAUCAAAAUUCUGUCACGAGUGCGGAACAAGAUACCCCGUGGAAUGGGCAAAGUUUUGCUGUGAGUGUGGGAUUCGAAGGAUGGCUGUGUGAACGCCUUCUGAAAAGCAAAAAGCAAAUGAGAAGCCUAGAGUGUCUGUUACACACUGCUGCAUGGAAAGCUAGAGCACUCCUUCCAGGUAGAGUUCAUGCUGCAAACCUAUCGGAACAUCAUACUGUAACUGUCUGCGUGCAAUCUGCUGGUUACAUAGUAAUUUAUAUAUAAAUAUGUAUACUGUAUAUAGAAAUAGCAGGUACCUAAAACUGUGCCAUUUGAGGAAAUACUCUUUAAUCUCUGUUGGAAAUAUUUUGAAGUAAGGUAGAAACAUACUAUGUAACUUAGGUAGCAGAAAUGGUUCUGUGUUUUUACUUAUGUAAUCCUAGUAGGUAAAACAUUAUUUAAAUCAUCUAUGAGGUGCCUCACCCAUAGGAAACCAGCCAU
Messenger RNA from Tinamus guttatus (white-throated tinamou), 1609 nucleotides. The record is from RefSeq and is a predicted model, not a curated record. Lineage: Eukaryota; Metazoa; Chordata; Aves; Tinamiformes; Tinamidae.